CAGUAUUGACGACGACAAACUUCCGCGACCGACUGGAAAGUGAGGAACCAACUUCGCUAACUAGCAGGUUUUAAGCCUCGCGUUGGCAAUGGGGGACAUGAAGACCCCAGACUUUGAUGACUUGCUGGCAGCUUUUGACAUUCCUGACAUCGAUGCUAAAGAAGCGAUUCAGUCGAGUCCAGAGGAGGACAAUCAGGACGAGGAGAGGACGAAUGCAGAGAAGCGAGACGGUGGAUCUCCUUCGUGCUUUCCUGGACCUCCUGCCUCUCAGAGCGACCCGCCGGUUGUCAGCGUUAUUGUCAAGAACACGGUGCGUUCAGAGUCUUUUGAAGAGGAGGAAGUAUCCGUCAGGGAUAAAACAGACAAUUCUCCGAGAAGUGACUCAGCCUCUCAUGACUUCACCACGCAGGGUAGUCCCAAACCUUCUACUGAAGCUUCCACGGAGCCCCAGAUUGCAAACGGUUUGGAGAAGUCAAAAUCCAACAUCGAGCCGUGGUCCCAGUCCUCACCUCUGAAGUCCACACUGGAUGAGAGCGAUAAAGGAGCCAAAGCUGGAUCGGUUCAGCACACAGCAGAUGUCAUAAACGACCUGAAGCCUCUCCUCUACCCUCAGGAUUCCAUCACUACCGGUCCCACCUCACCUCCUCCUCCCUCCGGCAGCCCUCACCUUUCUCCUCCUUCCAGUGGUAACCCGCGAUCCUCCCCUUUACCACAAAACGACAAAACUGGAGUCAAGCUCGUUAUGCACACAGAUGAAGACGACUCUGAACCAGACUUGGGAAGUCCGCUGGUGAUCCAGGAGAGUCCAGAACCUGUAAUGUCCUCUCCACCUAAAUUCAGGCACAGAGCUAAAUUACCUCCAGAUCUUCUCAGAUCUCCUGAAAUUCCUCCAACACUCACAAAUCCCCAACAAGAGAAGGACGGGACCAAGCCCAGCUCUCCUCACUCAGAUCCUCAGCCUCAGAGCAGCCAGGACAGCCUCCCUCCUGUCAGCUCCACAUCGAUCCACGAGGAAAAAUACCCAGAGCAUGUGAUCGACGAGAGAGAUUCCCCUGAGAGCCCACCGCCCAGCGAGACGGGCCUGGUGGUCCCCAACAGAAGCAGCAGUCCAUCUCCAGCUGUGAAGGAGCUCCAACCCCAAGAGGAUCCAGAAGACACAGAAGAGCUGAAGGAGAAGGCGGCUGGAGAUGAGGAGAAGUUAAAUGAGAAGAGCUGUGAUGCUGCUGCUGAGCCUGUUAGUGUUGCAGAGGCAGUUUCACCUCCAUUAGGACCCCUCAAAGUUAAAAUCAAAACGCCUAUAGGCAGCAUCACGAGGACUGUAACCGGCGCUGCGCCUAAAAGAAGCAAAAGAGCUUCUAGAAAGAGCGGAUUCGGUUCAAAACCUGCAGCAGAACGUCAAAACACCAGAUCCAAACGAAAGCUGUCUGCCGAGAUGGUGCUCCAGAACGCUGAGACGAAAACCGCCAAAGCCAAGGUUUCCGCCGCAGCGGUGAACAUCACGAAAACCGCAGCGCUGCCCUCCAUCUCGUCUUCCAGGUCGAGUCCAGGCUCGAUCAACCUGCGCAGCCUAGGCCAGAAGACCAUCAACAGCGGGAUGAUGCUGCCGACGCCGUUACCUCUGCUGCCUCCUCAGACCAGCAGCCGGCCGGCCUCCAUAGUGAACAGCACCGGGGCCAUCAUAUCCAAGAGCCAGACCAACCUGGUGGAUGCCUUCAACAAAAUCCUCAACAACAAGAACCUGCUGCCCAGUUACAAACCGGACCUGAGCGCUCCUCUUCCAGCAGAGUGGGGCAUCUCUCUUCCUGUACAGGGCUUCCGCUGUCUGGAAUGCGGCGACGCCUUCGCCCUGGAGCAGAGUUUGGCGCAGCACUACGAUCGGCGCUCGCUGAGGAUCGAGGUGACCUGCAACCACUGCGCCAAACGCCUGGCCUUCUUCAACAAGUGCAGCCUGCUUCUGCACGCCAGAGAGCACAAGGAGAGAGGCCUGAUCAUGCAGUGUUCACACCUGGUCAUGAAGCCUGUACCUGUGGAGCAGAUGGUCAGCCAGCAGGAGCACGUGGCGCCUGCCAAGGCCAUGCCAAAGCCAACACUACAUAAGGCCUCAGAAGCAGCUCACAGCGGGAGUGUUAAAUGUCCGGAGUGUCAGGCUCAGUUCAGCAGCAAGGAAGAGGUGGCCGAGCAUUUCCAGGAGAUCAGACCAGCACACAGCACUCCGUGCCCAGACUGUUCUCCUCCCAUGCUGCUGCCCAACGGCUGCAGUUCAGCAGCUCAUCAGCGAAUCCACCAAAGCUGCUCGCCGCACGUCUGCCCAGAAUGCGGAGAGACGGCCAAGCAGGCGCUGUUUCGGACGCAUCUGGAGGAGGCAUGCUUGCACUUUUCCCGCCGCAUUGGAUACAGAUGUUCCAGCUGCCUGGUGGUGUUUGGAGGCCUCAACUCGGUCAAGUCUCACAUGCAGCAGGCUCACUGUGACACGUUCCACAAGUGCCCCAGCUGUCCGAUGGCUUUUAAAUCUGCCCCCAGCAUCCAGAGCCACAUUUCCGCCCAGCACCCGACGCUCGCUCAGGGACAGCCCAUGUUGAUCUAUAAAUGUGUGACGUGUGACACCGUUUUCACGCAGAAGCCUCUGCUGCACGCCCACUUCGACACGCAUUUGACCAAUCAGAAGGUGCACGUGUUUAAAUGCCCGGAGUGCACCAAGCUGUUUUCUCAGAGGAGUUCCCUGCUGGACCAUUUCAAGACCCACAAGGCCUCUUCGCUUAAAGAGCCUUCAUCUCCGCCCGCCUCCUCCAGUUCUCGGCCGUCGGAGAGCUCAGACGGAGAGGAGUUGACGCACGAAGACGAGAAAGUGAAGACGGAGAAGAUAAAGCGUCCGUCUUCGUGGAACUGUCUGUCGUGUCACACGCGUUACACAGACCAGGACGACUACAUCAAUCAUAUGAGGGAGAAACACGGCAAAAAGCUGAAGAAGUUUCCCUGUAACAAAUGUGAGAACUCCUUCACCACCCCGUCCAAUCUGACCCGUCACAUCAGAGAUAAACACAAAGCUGCGAAUGGAGGCCUUCAAUGCCAGUUUUGCACUGAUGGGGAGAAAACCUUCAGCAGCAGAGUGAUGCUGGAGAGACACGUUCUGCUGACUCACAUCAUGGACUGUGUGAACCAGGACACGCUGACGGAAGGCGGAGAUGAAGCCGACAGCUCUUCAGAACAGGACGGCGGUUCGGUGGGUCGCCGGAGACGGAGAGGAGCCGCGAACAUCGACCGGGAUGAAGAGUCUGCAGGCGCCACGAGUCCGGUGAAGAAGCCGCGGCCCGACGCUCCUCCUGAGCCGGGGCUUCGCUGCGCCCCCUGCGGCUUCACCACCGAGGACCAGGCCGCCUUCCUGGAGCACAUCGGCCAGCACCGGCGGUCGGGUUCGGAGGGCGGCGGGCUGCAGUGUCUGCAGUGCGGCGCCUGCUUCACCUCCACCUCCUCCCUGUCGCGCCAUCGCUUUAUCACCCACAAAGUCAAGGAGGCUUUCGGCGACGCCCAGCAGCCAUCUCCCUCCCCCGGCAAAAGCAGGAACCACGAGGACCGGGGCUCUCUGAACGGUUCUGCUCCGGCGUCGCCCUCCGGCCAGCCCGACGAGGACGGGGCUCUGGCCUGUAAGGUGUGUGGGAAACACUUUGAGAAGGCGUCAGAUCUGAACACACACUUCAGAACUCACGGGAUGGCUUUUAUCAACGCACGGAACGCAGGAAAAACUACCUGAGAUGGCAAAAAAAAAAGGGAAAAUCAGUGUCCGGAGGUGAUAAAAGAAUAUUUCCAAGUGCCUUUUUAUCGUUGAACUUGUGAAUUUUGCACCUCUGCACUGAUUUUACCAAAUAUUUCUGAUCGAUAUGGAACACACUGUGAUUUAGGGCUGCAGCUACCGAGUCUGCUGAUCAUUUUCUCGAUUAUUCGAUCACUUGUUUGGCCUAGAAAAUGCGCGAAAAUUAUGUAAAAUCACAUCUUUAAUUCUUCACCACCCAAAGAUACUCGGUUUACUGUCAUAAUGGAGGGGAAAAAAAUGCAAAUAUUCACAUUCAGAAAGCUGCAAUAAGAGAAUAUGGACGUUUCAGACUAGUUUAGCAGAUGAAAACUAAUCGAUUAAUCCUGGAAAUUCUAGUACGAUUCUCACAGACGAGCCUUAAUCUUGUUGCACUCAGGAUCUGAAGCUGCGUUUGUGCUCCGUAACGACAAGAUUAGAGCCGCUUUCUUGACUUCCACGCGCCUGCAGAGUACUGUAAAUGAUGCAAUAAUGAUCCUGCUGUGAUCGUGACAGCUGUUUGAGUGAAUGUGGAUGAACGGCGACGGAAUGUGCCUGUUUCGAUUUCAAUAUUUUUACUCUAGUCCGGGUGUUUUAGUGAAAAGUCCCUCUUUCUCAAGUGGUUUGGGUAUGAUGUUGACUCGGGUAACUUAUUGUUGGCCAUUUUCCAAAGCUGACACACCUGUUUCUUUUAUUAUAUAUUCUGCAGCUGCCCUUAUAAAGAACGUACGUGGAAAAUACUGCUUUUUCCUGCUUAUUGCACCGUUUUAGGCUUUUACCGUCUUACUUAUACAUCCAAUAUGAAAUAAGGUGUCAUUUAAUGGGUUAUCUGGAGUUUAAAAUCAAAAAUAUCAGCAUCGUAGUCCGUAUUUACCACCCAUUACUAUUCCCUACUAGCCUAGCCACGCUACACCCAUGUUUCUGACGGCACAAGGGUCUAGGCACGCUCAACAGGGAGGGAGGCGGGCUAAAAGGUUGUCUAUCAAAUCACUCUACAGCAAUUGGGUAGGUGUACAACCAAUCAGUGCAACGAAUAGGCUCCUAGAGCGCCGAAAUCAGAGGAUGCGGUAGUUCGGUGAAGCCUUAUUUAUACAGUCAAUGGGUGAAGCUCAAGUAUAUUACAGACAUGUUAACAGAAAGAUUAUUCAGAGUCGGUGCUAAUGGAGCUCAACGACUGUUGUCGUUUUUGUUGUCGACCCUGGCAGAGAAUUAAAUUCGUUGCCGUGGGUUGUCUAGCGUGGCUAGGCUAGUUGUUUCCGGUUGUUUCUGUCAGAAUCGUCGCGCCUCUGUCGUCACUUCGUUACGCCCGCCUUCUGACUCUACACUUCAUGGUGAUUGGUCCGGCCAGUUUUAGGAGCAUCCUACCUCGAACCUUAUGGAGGGUAACUAGACCCACCCUGGCAGAGAAUUAAAUUCGUUGCCGUGGGUUGUCUAGCGCGGCUAGGCUAAUUCCCUACUAUUAUAACAAAAGCUUCAUUCGUGGCUGGAAUUGACAGCGUAUUGUAAUGUUUUUUGCAUCUAGACACACUAAUGGACCUAUAAUGAAGUCUGGAGAGGCUCAGAGCACUUGCCUCCUGUUCUGGGGUAGCUUUAGCUGAAAAUGUUGGUUUUUUUUUAGCUAGUUUUACAGCGCUACAGUGUGUCUGAAAAGCAAGCCUUGUCCGCCUCCCACUCACCGUAGCUUCUGACAUAAUUACAUGUAUCUGCAACAUCAUUUACCUGAGUCGUCUAAUUUAGUUUCUCUGUAAUUACAUUUUUGACAGAUAGAUUUGACAUGUGACCCAGUGUAGUUGGAUUUUUUAAGGUAUUUUUUUGGCUGUUUACAUUGUUUUAUAACCUAAAUGUUCUUCUGACAUACUAGAUAGCGUGGUAAUAUCGGUAUUUGUAUUUCAGAUUGACACCCAGCAGUUGGCUUUAGUACAUUUUGGUGUUAAAAUGAAAAUUAUUGAUGGGUCACCUGUUGAAUUUCUUUUAGUGUUUACCCAGGCAACGUUUUCUCACUGAGCUGCAAUGAAAUUAUACUAACAGAAGAUGUAGUUAUGAACUAAAGAUACGGUAUUUUUUAAAAGAUUCCCAUUGACACAGUCUUACUCUGACAUCUGAAACCUUUUUUAUCACCUUAGUCUCAGCUUUACAAUCUAAUUCUCUACUUAAAAUUGGAGUCCCGUUACGCAUGUUCACUGCCAGGUCUGUAAAUGCACGUAGUUGUGUAUCCACAUUAGGCAGACUUCUCAGGAAUUUUCUUUUGUAUUUCUGUCGAGCUAAAAUGAACGUGGACCAACAGCUCUCUUCUGAAAUCUAGGGCUGGCUCGAAUGGUGGAUUCUGGUCUCCGGAUAUUCGGGUAUCCGAAUAUUCGCCCGGGGGGAGGGGCGAAUAUUCGGAUACCAAAAUUAAUAUCCGGAUACGAAUAUUCGGCUAUUCGGGUCCAGCCCUACUGAAAUCACACCUUAAAACUGACUGCUUUGGAAAAUGGCUCAGCAAUAAUGCACCUUUUUAGACACACUAUAUUUAUUGGGGUGAAACAACCCGAGAACCUUUUAAAUGAAUACCUUUUUAAAUGAAAAGUACUGUAUUUACAUCACCUUUAUUCCAUCUCAGUGAGCAAGAGGUUUAUGGUCAUUCAGAUUUUUGCUGUUUUUUGUUGUUUUUUUUAAUGCAGGCACAUGUACAUAUGUCUAAAUCUGGCUUGAUGAGAUGACUGUAAACAAAAGAUUAGGGUGUAUUUAUUGUGUCUGUUCCUUAUGUUUUCCUAAGAACAUGCUAAACGGUGUGUUUCUCCAGCGUUUGACACUGCUAAAAAACUAAAAAUCUUUGUUCUGUAGAUAUAUAUCAGAUGUUCCCAUGCAGUAUCAUUUAAAUGUCACAGAUUCAAAAUUGUGUUACCUCUGGAUGAUUGCAUUACUUAUAAAUUAGAGUAUUUCCUCUUGUGGACAAUCAUAGACGAUUAUCAGUGACUAUAGUAAAAUUUCAGGGCCCAAAGUAGAAAUUCAAUGCAACAAAAAAGUGAACGCAUUUGAUCGUUGAAGCUAAACUGAGUCCACCUGUGCUUUCCAACAAGCGUAACUAAAUGGACAUGGUUCUAAAAUGAGCUGCAAACAGCAGAACCUCCUCAGUUUUGGGUCUGCAUCAUGGCUCCACGUGGAAAAGAAUUGACAGAAGAACUGAAAAAUCUAAUUGUGAGACUUAAAGAUGGAAAAGGACACAAGAAGAUCCGUUAGCAUCAGUGGAAACGCAGUAGCAAUGUAAUCAAAAGGUAAAGAUGGAGUCAUAGUAGCAUUAAUCAUGGCUGCAGUGGUCGUCCUCCUAAAAUGACUCCACAGACGGUGAACUACUUUCACAAUCCAGCCAUGAAAAAACAGACCGCAGCGGCUUCAGACUUGGUACAGGAGUUUUUGUGAAGCUCAAAUAGUGUGAAAGAGAAUUUAUAACUUCAGCCUCUGUGGAUUCCAUCCAAGAAAAGAACCAGUUUCUGUCUCCUCAGCAGAAAACAGAAGCCUGACAAAUGUUAGAGAACAUUCUUUGGUCAGAUGAAGAUAAAUUUGUUGGGCUCAGAUGGAGUUCAGCAUGUUUGGUGUGAACCUGACCAGGACUACCACAGUGGAUGUAUAGUCCUGACAGUGAAGCACGGAGGUGGAAGUAUGAUGAUAUGGGGAGAUGACAUUUAUAGAUGGAUGUGUGUGGAUAAACCAAAAAUACAGGCUUAUAAGAAGCUGGAAGAAGAGGAAUAUUCCAGUGUAAGAAAGUUAGAACAUCAGUCUGUCAUCAAAAGUAAAGAUGAACCUACAAAGUACUGAAAAAAUAACAAAAAUUCAAACCUCACUAAUGAACGAUGUACUGUUGGAUUUGACAUUUCUGUGACAUUGCACAUGUCCUUCUGUUGUAUACUGUAUUUCUGCCAGCGAUACAUCAACAGUACCUGUAGACAGAGUUAGUAAUAUCUAUGCAAUGUUUGGUCAAAACUAAUUCUGUCUUUAAUGUGCUGUAGUCAGUAAUGACCUGUGUGUGUGUGUGUGGUUACUUUCUCAGGAUUUUACUUAGUGCUUUAACAAGAAUGCUUCUAUUUAUCUGUUUUUGCAUUAACAAAACCAAUUCUAACCAAAUGUUUAUACAAAGAAAACAUUAAUAAAAACUGGCACACUGGCUUUAACUUGC
This is a messenger RNA of Acanthochromis polyacanthus (spiny chromis), 7937 nucleotides long. RefSeq names its product zinc finger protein 687a (gene znf687a). NCBI's taxonomy places the organism in Eukaryota, Metazoa, Chordata, Actinopteri, Pomacentridae. The coding region runs from base 89 to 3748 and encodes 1219 amino acids. The transcript is spliced from 11 exons. The record is from RefSeq and is a predicted model, not a curated record.